UAACGACUGUUUGCGACACUGCCGUGCGUGGAUACUCAACUCUCCCGAGUGAGAUACCGGUGGAGAGGCGCAGUUAGCAGGAAAAUACCAGAGAAAGGGGUUGUUGUCCAGAUAUCACUGGUUUUCGCCACAGACAAAAAACGUGCAUUUUUUUAAAAAUAUAUCAAAACAUACAGUAAAUGAAGACUCAAGGCUGAGCGUUGAAAAGCAGCGCGAGGGAAGGCAACUAAUUCUCUAACCGUGGCUGUUGAAGUAAGUUGCCUCCCAAGCGACGCUUUAAAAGGAAGAGGGAUCUAGAUCAGACCACAACAACAGUGAAAAUGGACUAUGAUUUCAAAUUGAAGCUGACAGGGGAACGAGAACGUGUCGAAGAUCUGUUUGAAUACGAAGGAUGCAAAGUUGGUCGAGGGACGUACGGACAUGUGUACAAAGCGAAAAGAAAAGAUGGGAAGGACGAUAAAGACUAUGCCCUCAAGCAGAUUGAAGGCACAGGGAUCUCUAUGUCUGCUUGCCGUGAGAUUGCACUGCUGAGAGAGCUGAAACACCCCAACGUGAUCUCCCUGCAGAAAGUGUUCCUGUCACAUGCGGACCGCAAAGUCUGGCUGCUGUUCGACUAUGCCGAGCAUGACCUCUGGCACAUCAUUAAGUUCCACAGAGCCUCGAAGGCAAAUAAGAAGCCAUUGCAGCUGCCCAGAGGCAUGGUCAAAUCCCUGCUGUACCAGAUCCUGGAUGGCAUCCACUAUCUACACACCAACUGGGUCCUGCACAGAGACCUGAAACCGGCCAACAUCCUGGUGAUGGGGGAGGGCCCAGAGCGAGGCCGCGUUAAGAUUGCGGAUAUGGGCUUUGCGCGGCUCUUUAACUCACCACUGAAGCCUUUAGCAGAUUUGGACCCUGUGGUGGUCACCUUCUGGUACCGGGCACCUGAGCUACUGCUGGGAGCCAGGCACUACACCAAAGCCAUCGAUAUUUGGGCAAUUGGCUGCAUCUUUGCAGAACUGUUGACGUCAGAGCCCAUAUUCCACUGUCGACAGGAGGACAUCAAAACCAGUAACCCAUACCACCACGACCAACUGGACCGCAUCUUCAACGUCAUGGGCUUCCCUGCAGAUAAGGACUGGGAGGACAUUAAGAAGAUGCCGGAGCACUCCACGCUCAUGAAAGACUUCAGAAGGAACACGUACACUAACUGCAGCCUUAUUAAGUACAUGGAGAAGCAUAAAGUCAAACCUGACAGCAAAGCAUUCCACUUGCUGCAGAAGCUGCUGACGAUGGACCCCAUCCGUAGAAUAACGUCUGAGCAGGCCAUGCAGGACCCCUACUUCCUGGAGGAGCCACUGCCCACCUCUGAUGUGUUCGCUGGCUGCCAGAUACCCUACCCUAAAAGGGAAUUCCUUACUGAGGAGGAGCCAGAAGACAAGGCAGACAAAUUGAAACUGCAGAAAAACCAGCAACAACAACAGGGGAACAACCACACCAACGGGGCGGGCCAUGCCGGUAACCAAGACAACAGCCACGCCCAGGGCCCACCUCUGAAGAAGGUGCGGGUGGUCCCCCCCACCACUACCUCAAGUGGCCUGAUUAUGACCUCAGACUACCAGCGCUCCAAUCCACAUGCUGCCUAUCAGAACCCAGGACCAAGCACAUCACUGCCCCAGAGCAGCAUGGGAUACUCCUCUACCUCCCAGCAGCCGCCGCAGUACUCCCACCAGACCCACCGCUACUGAGAGCCCUGCCCCUCUCCACCCCUCACUUCCUCCUCAAGCUCCUCCUCUUCCUCCUCCUGGCCACACCCAAAGCCCCAGCCCUGGUCCAGCCCCUCACAGCGCCCAGCAGGGAGAAUGUACGGAGGGAGGAGGGACGAUUCUGAGCGCGUGCGGAAUCAAGCAGGAACAACCCCUACCCACUUCCAUAACUCCAACCUUGACCUAACCCCCCACACACCCACCACACACCCAUCUCCCUCCCACCCCUUGCCCUACCCCUACCCCUGCCCAUGCACUGUGGGCACCUAACUCAAGCGUGUGCCCGUAGCUCAACUCAGCUCUGCCAAUAAGAAACGUUAUGAACAUCACCGUGACACACCACCACCAAUACAGUAAAAAAACAAAAAAAACAGAUAAAUCUUCAGCCGGACUUAAUCAUUGCCUAUACAAGAAAAACAAA
Alosa alosa (allis shad) is the source of this 2166-nucleotide messenger RNA. It is a transcript of the gene cdk8, whose product is annotated as cyclin-dependent kinase 8. Gene Ontology annotation, biological process: protein phosphorylation. The transcript has 13 exons. Bases 321 to 1727 code for a protein of 468 amino acids. Gene Ontology annotation, molecular function: RNA polymerase II CTD heptapeptide repeat kinase activity; ATP binding; cyclin-dependent protein serine/threonine kinase activity. Gene Ontology annotation, cellular component: mediator complex; nucleus. The record is from RefSeq and is a predicted model, not a curated record. NCBI's taxonomy places the organism in Eukaryota, Metazoa, Chordata, Actinopteri, Clupeiformes, Clupeidae.